GUUUACAGGAAGAAAAAAACACAACAGAAGAAGAGCGUCGCCUGGAAACUGCGUGAAGCUUGAGGAUGUACAACAGAUUAGGAGAUGCAGGAGGAGCGUGUGUCUCUGCAGGUGUGUGUCGGUGUGAUUGGGGCGCUGGAGUGUGUGGUCCGCCGUUGUCUCGGUCCAGACGGUGGAAGUGUGCUGUUCACUCGAGACACCGGAGAAACUCUCCUCACCAGACAUGGGCAGAGGCUCCUCGACACACUCCACCUGCAGCACCCCAUGGCCAGGAUGGUGUUGGACUGCGUGUGCGCACAUGCCAAAGCUACCGCAGACGGCACAAAAUCAUUCAUUCUCCUGCUGGCAGCGCUGUUACGAGGAAUUCAGGACUCGCACACGCGCCGCAAAGCAUCUUGGAGCAUCCCUGAUCUCCAAAAUCUCGCUAAUCGCCUGUUGGCUGUGAGCAGGAAGGAAUUGGAAGAUGUCGUAACGCACAAAAUUACCCCAUAUGCCUCAUUGUACUGCAGUCACCAUAGUUACAAACUGGAGGGCAGCGCUCUCGAUUUGUUGAUCCGCGGGUAUAUUUCCGGAAGAGUCGGGAUCUGCCAGGCGGACGUGCUGACGCGAGUUCUGUCUGAGUUCUACCACAAAAUCAAUCAAGAUCAAAACGCCGCAGAAACGAUCUCAUUCAUAUAUUCAAACUUCUCUUUUCUGCAUACGCCCGUGACGGGGCUUCCUAUUGGCUGUUCAGAAGUGAUCGAAGGCCUGGUUGUGACUUGCGAUUGGUCAGCGUGGACUGAGCCAGCGGGAUCAGUAAAAGCACUCGUUAUAUUCGAGAGCUUUGGAGCUGCCGUAGGUGAAAACAUAUCCGUGUGCGUUCAAAAAGACUAUCUGCAACGCUCUGAGAACUUACUGAAGCAGAAGUUAGGUUUGUUAGACUUAAAGGUGCGCGUGGUGCUGUCGGCGGUGAAGCAGCCGGAAAGCGUGUUGCAGUGGGCUCGACUGAACCACGUUUCCCUGCUCGAGUGCGUCGAUUCGGCCCAGCUCGGCUUCCUUUCAAACACGAGCGCUGCAGAAACGCUCUCUCGUCAACCACUUCAACACCUCGUGACGCUCAAGUCGUGUCGACGCGUGCAGCUCGGCGGCCGUCGCUACGUGCUCCUGGGCAUGUUUUCGCGCACGCACACGCUUGUUCUUUGCGCACCGGUGCCGGGAUUGCUUGACCAGACUGCGUGUGCGAGCCGAGGUGUGUUUACAAUGCUGCAGCACCUGUCUGAAAGCUUCCGCCAAUCACAGAGUCUGCGUUCGGACCGAUCACGAAGCGAGCUUUGCUCGCGAGACCUGUGGGGUGGAAUUAUGCGCGCAGGUGGAGCGCUUCCCGUUGGAGGCGCGUUUGAGUUCUUGCUGCAUUACUUUUUGUUGAACAAACGUAACUCUCGUGAUCCGGAGAGCUGCAGGCUGCUGGCGGAGGCUCUGUUGUGUUUGCCUAGAACUUCGUACGCUCAUAAUCACAGACGGUUUCUGAAUAUCCAGACGCGUUUCUUGGACGAUCUUAAGGAAUGGGAUAAGAGCGGAGAGUCAGGAGUGCCCGAAUUGAAGUUUGGGUUGGGGUUCUGUGAGAGUUCUCCCCCGGCUCUUGAGUCGGUCUGUGGAAAGAAGCAGCUGCUUGUUUCUGUGCUGCAGUGCUUGCACAGACUCUUAUGUGUAGGGGCUGUUUUACACACACGCUCUCCAUUAUGCAUUGGCCAUCAAACAUACUCUGAGGAGGAGGAGGAGGAGGAGGAGGAGGAAGAAGAUCACUCCAAUCAGUCAACAGAUGCAUGAGUCUGUGACAUUCAGUCAUCCGCUACGUUUAUGUUAUACUCGGUGACCUCUGAUACAUGUUUGCAGUGGCCCUAAAAGUAUUUGAACUUAAGUCAUGCUUAAAAAGUUCUGAAUGUUAAAGCUUUUGAUACAAAUUGCCUUUAAACCAACUGGUGAUUUUAGUGGAUGCACUGAUGUCAAUGCGUCCUUGAAGAAUAUGAACAGCUGUAGAUCAUCAAAUUAACUAUAUUUAAAGCCUAAAAUAAAGUUCUUAUUUUUUUAUUUUAAAAUACAUGGGACUUGUUUUAAUAUGUUAUUAUAUAAUGCAAAGACAUUCAGGCAUUUUUAUGUGUCUUAAGAGUACAAAUACCUUUUAUUAUGUGAAAGAUAAAUACUGUAUAUAUCAAUGAUUUUCAUAACACCUUCGUAGAAUAUGCUAAUUAUUUUUAAAAUGUAAUAUAGAAUAUAAAUGUGUUUUAUAAUUUUCUUGAAACAAAAAGUAGGAAUAUUUGUAAUGCAGUUUUAUAUGCAUUAUACGUUUUAAUUAAAAAGUUCAAAAUCGUUGUUUUUUUUUCACUCGACAUUUAAUAAUAAUUUAGUCAAAACAAGAGGUGACUGUAAAGACAUUUAUUAUGUUACAAAACAUUAAUUUUUCUUUUGAAAAUUUUGUUAAUCACAAAACGCAGUUUCCACAAAUGUAUAUUAAACAGCACAACUGUUUUCAGCAUUAAUAAUAUUAAGAACUGUUUCUUGAAAAGUGAAUCAGCAUAUUAUAAUGAUUCAUGAACUGAAGACUGCAGUUAAUAAUGUAAAAAUUUAGCGUUGUAUCACAGGAAUAAAUUUAAAUAAUAUUAAAAAAACAAGCAAGAUUUAAGAAUUUAAAUUUGAAUAUGAAAUGUAUAAUAUUUCACAGUUUUACUGAUUUUGCUGAAGAGGCUUAUUUCGAAAACAUAAAAAAAUACUCCUGACUUUUGAAUUAUAAUGUGCUUUAUAUAUAUUUUUGUUAUUACACUGGCCCAAUCACUGAUAAUACAUAAAGAUGAGAUUUGAAUAAAAAAAAAAUACUGGUUAA
Messenger RNA from Puntigrus tetrazona (Sumatra barb), 2857 nucleotides. It is a transcript of the gene bbs10, whose product is annotated as Bardet-Biedl syndrome 10. The record is from RefSeq and is a predicted model, not a curated record. Gene Ontology annotation, molecular function: ATP binding. NCBI's taxonomy places the organism in Eukaryota, Metazoa, Chordata, Actinopteri, Cypriniformes, Cyprinidae. Gene Ontology annotation, biological process: chaperone-mediated protein complex assembly.